CCUACUCUUAAUUACAUGGAGAAGCCACAGGCAAUGAAAGAGUGUGAACAAGUGAAUAAGUGGGGCGGUGCUUGUGGGUGUGUCCAAGUGCCGAUAUAUAAAGCAGGAAAUGUCACCACAGAGAAGUACUCUGCAGCUGGCUGUGGAGUUGAAUUUAUUCAGCACAACAUGACUGAAUCCAGUGGUAAAACAAAGUCCCUUCACGCCAGUAUCGGCACUCUGGCUAUUAGCGCAGGCUCAUUUUUAUUGGCCAUAAACUACUACAGCUGGACGACGGCAACCACAGUUAUACCCAGCACAGCCCUUGGCAUUCUCCUUCUGAUUGUAGCUGCCAUUCUGGCAUAUGUGGGAAUUCGAAAAUGCAGGACAAACGCUUCACUGUGUGUGUUAUUUUACUGGACUGUGUCAGCUCUGUGGUUCAGUUCUGGAAUCAACUUCAUAUUGGCAGGAAAUAAUGUGUUCUCCAAUACUAACCUGAACACUGUGUCCACUCUGAGUGGAACCAACUUUCCACUAGCAGGCAACCCUGACAUGACCAAUGCCAAUGUUCCUGGGCUAAUAGCAUUUGCUGUGGGCCUGUUUAUUAUUGGCAUUACGGGGAUACUUCAAAAUGAAACACCUCUUGCUUUGAUGGCAAUUGCUCUUUCUCUUUCUUCUAUUCAUGAAACUGUGUUGCUUUAUAAAGUCAACUUUGGUGCCUCUGCUAUAGCCUGUAACUAUCUGAUUGUCACUUUAAUUGGGCUGUACUUUGUUGCAGGCAGAGUAGUGUCCAUUCUCAGUAAGGGGCAGUUUAAUCUUCCAGGCACAAGCCUGACUGAGAAAGCAGAUCAGGAGCAAGGUACAAUGAAAGGAUUAAGUAGAAUAGAAUUUGAGGCUACAUACCUUCUCCUUAACAUGGUCUCUUCCAGUGUGUUUGCCUGCAGACUUCUGGGUAUAACCAAUAGUCUGUUUGUUGGACAAGUGCCAUGGCUCUGGACAGCAGCAGUUUUCCAGACUGCCAUUUGUAUUUUGUCAUAUCGCUAUUACAACAUGUUAGAUGCAACCACAGUUGCCUUUUUCUCCAUUCUGAGAUUUGCAGAGGGCUAUUCGCUACUUUAUCAAUUUUUUAACACUGGCGAGCCAAACUUCCCUCUGCCUUUCCUGAUUGUUUUUGCCGUCCUGUUUUUCAUCCUUUCCCUUUUCACAAGUUUAAAAAGUCUGAUAGAUUCAGGAUAUUUACUCCUGUUUGUUGCAUAUUGCAUUGCGUUAGCCUGCAGUCCUCAGGCCUUUUUUCAUGGUGGUUCACAGGGAGUUAAUGUUGCAAUUUUCUUGUUUUCAGCAAUUCUUCUCCUAAUUAAAUUGUAUAACUCUAAAUCAUCAGCUAAGAUUUGCAUUGGGGAGGGAAUUAUAGAGAAACUUUUUGCAAGAAAUAGCUUUUUCAAGUUGCGCCAAGGGAAAAGCACUCCUGAGCCAUUCCUUGGUUUUUCAAAGUACGCAGAUGCUGAUGUCCUUGCUCAUGCGUGCAGUGCUCUUGCUGCUUUUGCCAUGACAAUGCCAGGCACCUCUAGCACACCUCUGCUUACAGUUGUUUUGCCGUGGGUUGUGGUGGCUGGGGGCAUUUAUCACCUUAUUUGUGGAUCAGUCGCCUUCUCUCGUGGUAAGACACUUGAGAGUAGUGCUUUUAUACUUUAUGGAGUCAUGUGGGUUAUUUGGGGACUCACACGCUAUGGUGGCCUGUAUGGAACAAGCAGAGGUUUCAAUACUGCAGUGGGAAUUAUAAGCUUCCUCCUCUUUAAUAGCUUCAUUGUCUUCAGUACCCUUUUCCUUACAAAAGCAUGGUUUGCCUAUUCUCUAACAUUUCAGCUUAUCCUCAUCAGCUUUCUGCUAGAUUCCCUAAAUGCUUUACCUCAAGGCUAUGAUAUUGCUAUUACUAUUAUCUUUGGCCUUGUAAGCUUCUACUGCUUCCUUGCUACCUUAUUUAAUAGUGUUUUUGAAGGUCCCCAAAUACCAGUUGGCAGCCCUUUUAUAAAAAUCAGUGGCUUUUCAAACGAUAAAUCGAAGUGCCCUCACGUCGUCUCUACCAGAACAAGCUCCGUCAGACAAAUAGCAGAGAUCAUGAAGAAUGGAGGAAUAUGUGGAAUUCCAACUGAUACGGUCUAUGUUCUAGUGGCUGCUUGCAACCAGCCUGAUGCUGUGGAGAAAGCAUACAAAACAAAGUUACAAGCUCAAGACCGGCCCAUGUCGCUUUGGAUUUCAAGCCUAGAGCAACUUGCAUCAGCCAAACAUUUAUUUAGCCCUCUGUUAUGGGACUUUAUGCAGAAAGCGUGGCCAUCCUCAAUCAGUUUGGUUAUACCUAGAGGGCCAUGGCUGGAGGUCUUGGGUGCAAAAGAAUCUUCCAAAUACAUAGGAACUCCUCAGAGCAUUGCCAUUCGGAUCCCAGACUGCACUGUUACUACUCACUUGAUAGAUAUGGUGGGACCAAUAGCAGUUACAUCAGCAAAUCCAUCAGGAGAAGCAGAUACAACACACCAUAACCAAGUUUUUGCCAAGUUAGGAGAUAAGGUAGAUGGUGUUCUCUGUGAUGGACCCUCUCCAGAAAACAUUGCUUCCACUGUGGUGGACUGCACCAAGAUUGAUAGUGGAAACCUUGGCUUUUUCAGAGUUGGCAUUGUGCCUAAAUCCCAGGUAUUACAGAUUUUCGAACAAGUUAAGAGUAGAAAUACAUUUGGCUAUGAAAACAGUGCUUUUGUUGGCUCCACUGACCAACUGGACAAUUCUGCUGACAAUUCCAACCCAGAGUUAUAUGAAGAAAUUGAAGCUAAAGAGACCACUGACCAACUGCAGAAUUGUGAUGGAAAUUCCAAUCCACAGCCCAAAGCCUACGUUAAUGGUGGAUUUGCAUUAAAUGAAACAGAUUUGAAACUUUGAUAAUGGUUAACUAAACUAUGGUGUCUCUUAACAAUAGAAAAGCUUCUUAAAUCACUAAGUGUUUUUGUACAUACUGUAUUUAUAAACUGUAUGAGUUUCAGUAUUUAUUAAUGCUCUUUUUUUACAUUGCUCAUUGGCAUAUUUAUAAUUGUUACUAUUUUUGAUAAAAUAUAAAAA
This is a messenger RNA of Xenopus laevis (African clawed frog), 3084 nucleotides long. It is a transcript of the gene satpa.L, whose product is annotated as succinate-acetateTransporter Protein gene a [provisional] L homeolog. The record is from RefSeq and is a predicted model, not a curated record. The coding region runs from base 16 to 2907 and encodes 963 amino acids. NCBI's taxonomy places the organism in Eukaryota, Metazoa, Chordata, Amphibia, Anura, Pipidae. The transcript is spliced from 9 exons.